GCCCCUUGCCGCCGCCGCCGCUCGCUCGCCGCCUCUCCCCCCCGGCGGGAGCCGCUCGCCGCCUCUUUGCACUAGUCGCUCCGCUCUCUCGGUCAUGUGACCUUAACGUAACCGGACAGGAAAAGCCCCGCCGCCGCCGCCGCCGCCGCGCCGGAGACACCGACCGCGGCGGCAGCAGCAGCAGCAGCGGCGGCGGCGGCGCCGGGGCCAGCGGGGCGGCGGGGCGAGCACGGCCGGCGCUGCCCAGCGGCGCCUGCUCCACACCCCCCCCCCCCGCCGCAGCAGCAGCAGCAGCAGCAGCGGCGGCGACAGCACCGGCGACAGGUUUGUUAAAAAAAAUGGACUUGGCCAACCAUGGACUUAUUCUCCUGCAGCAGUUAAACGCCCAGCGCGAGUUUGGGUUCCUGUGUGACUGCACGGUGGCCAUCGGCGAUGUGUACUUCAAGGCCCACAAAUCAGUCCUUGCUUCCUUCUCCAAUUACUUUAAGAUGUUGUUUGUCCAUCAGACCAGCGAGUGCGUGCGCCUGAAGCCCACCGACAUCCAGCCCGACAUCUUCAGCUACCUCCUGCACCUGAUGUACACGGGGAAGAUGGCCCCGCAGCUCAUCGACCCCGUGCGCCUGGAGCAGGGCAUCAAGUUCCUGCACGCCUACCCGCUCAUCCAGGAGGCCAGCCUGGCCAGCCAGGGCGCCUUCUCGCACCCGGACCAAGUCUUCCCGCUGGCCUCGUCCCUCUACGGCAUCCAGAUCGCCGACCACCAGCUGCGCCAGGCCUCCAAGCUGGCGCCGGCCCCGGAGAAGCUGGCGCGGGACGCGCGGUCGGCCCGGUUGGGUCCCGACCCGGGCCCCGACGCCUCUGCUGCCGCCGCCGCCGCCGCCGCCUCGCUGUCGCAGCUGCCCGGGGGCCGGACCCACCUGACGCCCUCGGAACCGCUGCUCCCCACGCCGCUGUCCCCCGAACUCGUGUCCACGCCCGUGCCGCCGCCGCCGCUGUCGUCGUCGUCGAUGCCCGGGGACGAGGCGGGCCUGGCGCCGUCGCCGUCGGACGAGCCCCCCGCGCCGCUGACCAUCGCGCACGUGAAGCCGAGCAUCAUGAAGCGCAACGGCAGCUUCCCCAAGUGCUACGCGUGCCACCUGUGCGGCCGGCGCUUCACGCUGCGCAGCAGCCUGCGCGAGCACCUGCAGAUCCACACCGGGGUGCCCUUCCCGGGCGCCGCGGGGCCGCCGGGGGACGCGCGUGGCCACGCCGCGCUGGCCGCCGCCGCCGCCGCCGCGGCCGCCGCCGAGGAGCUGGCCAAGGACGCGGCCGACGCGCCCGAGGCGGGCAUGGUCAGCGACAGCGAGCUGCCGCCGCACAUCUCCGACUCGCCGCUGCUGGACGGGCAGCCGCCGUCCGAGACGCCGCCGCCCUCGGACAUCGCGGACAUCGACAACCUGGAGCAGGCCGACCAGGAGCGCGAGGUCAAGCGCCGCAAGUACGAGUGCACCAUCUGCGGGCGCAAGUUCAUCCAGAAGAGCCACUGGCGCGAGCACAUGUACAUCCACACGGGCAAGCCCUUCAAGUGCAGCACGUGCGACAAGAGCUUCUGCCGCGCCAACCAGGCGGCGCGCCACGUGUGCCUCAACCAGAGCAUCGACACCUACACCGUGGUGGACAAGCAGACGCUCGAGCUGUGCACGUUCGAGGAGGGCAGCCAGAUGGACAGCCUGCUGGUGCAGGCCAGCAAGCCCUACAAGUGCAACCUGUGCGACAAGACCUUCGCCACGCCCAGCGAGGUGGUCAAGCACGCGUGCCAGAGCCAGGCGGCGGACGUGUUCGCGCUGGACGAGGGCCGCGCCCUGCUGCUGGGCGCCGGCGGGGACUCGGAGGUCCCCGAGCCCGACCACCCGGUGCUGGCGUCCAUCAAAAAGGAACAGGAAACCGUGUUGUUGGACUGACCCCCACCCACCCA
Messenger RNA from Sorex fumeus (smoky shrew), 1951 nucleotides. It is a transcript of the gene ZBTB2, whose product is annotated as zinc finger and BTB domain containing 2. Gene Ontology annotation, cellular component: nucleus. The transcript has 4 exons. Gene Ontology annotation, biological process: regulation of transcription by RNA polymerase II. Gene Ontology annotation, molecular function: RNA polymerase II cis-regulatory region sequence-specific DNA binding; protein binding; DNA-binding transcription factor activity, RNA polymerase II-specific. Lineage: Eukaryota; Metazoa; Chordata; Mammalia; Eulipotyphla; Soricidae. The coding region runs from base 339 to 1937 and encodes 532 amino acids. The record is from RefSeq and is a predicted model, not a curated record.